AGUCAACCAUUUGAAGUUGCUCAAGUUUUCACUGGUUUUGAAGGACGUCUUGUAAAGUUAAAAGACACCAUUCGUUCAUUCAAAGAAAUCUUGGAAGGUAAAUGUGAUGACCUACCUGAAGCAGCUUUUUAUAUGGUUGGGGGUAUGGACACUACCAUUCUUACCAAAACCACUCAAUUAUCACCAAAUGACAUUCAUACAGGUCUUGGUAAAGUGAAACCGUAUCAUAGUACCUCGGAUUUAUUUAUUGAUGAUUCAAGCGAAUUGGAGGAUCAUUUGCAUUUUUCAGCGAUACCAUUAGAUCCUGAUCCAAUGGUCGGGGACACUCAUUAUGCUUCAAGUACAAGUAGUGGGCAUGGAUCCUCUAUUAUUACAA
Messenger RNA from Funneliformis mosseae, 376 nucleotides. The record is from the annotation of a GenBank genome assembly. NCBI's taxonomy places the organism in Eukaryota, Fungi, Glomeromycota, Glomeromycetes, Glomerales, Glomeraceae.